This is a messenger RNA of Mycosarcoma maydis (corn smut), 1092 nucleotides long. RefSeq lists its product as uncharacterized. Gene Ontology annotation, biological process: fungal-type cell wall polysaccharide metabolic process. The record is from RefSeq and is a predicted model, not a curated record. Lineage: Eukaryota; Fungi; Basidiomycota; Ustilaginomycetes; Ustilaginales. The coding region runs from base 1 to 1092 and encodes 363 amino acids. The transcript has a single exon. Gene Ontology annotation, cellular component: fungal-type cell wall.
AUGAGGUACUUCUCCACUUCGCUCGCGCUUGCAGCGCUCGUUGUCAGCACCACGAUGGUGUCGGCGUCCAGCCUUGAGAGCUCCAAUGUCGUUCGCCGACACAUCCACAAGCAUCACGCUCACGGUACCUGCUCCUCGUCUCACCACUCCAAAGAUCAUAAGGCCAAGCAGGUCGAGACAAACUUGAAGUCGCCUGCCAGUUCUGGAUCGAGCUCUACAUCCAGCUCCAAGUCUCAGUCUGAUUCUUCAUCCGACGACUCUUCUGCCGCUUCUUCAUCUUCAUCUUCAUCUUCUUCUUCUUCGUCGUCGAGCAGCAGCUCGGCUCACGGAAAGACUUCGGGUGGAAAGAUGGGUCUUUGCUGGGCCAACUCUAACGGUAUGCCCAUCAACAAUUUUGACUUUGGCUCGGUUUCUUGGUUCUACUCCUGGGAUUCCACCCCUGGUUGGGACAACGCUCCUGUGGACAAGCUCAUGUACUGCCCCAUGCUUUGGGGUCAGAGGAACGUCGAAUCGUUCAAGAAGAAUGUUCUCAACAAUCCUGAUUCCAAGUUCAACCAGCACAAGUGUGCCAUGGCGAUGAACGAGGUGAAUCAGAAGGGCCAAUCCGACAUCAGCCCGCAGGACGGAUGCAAGCUGAUCGAGGAAUACCUUUUGCCACUCAAGGAGAAGGGAUGGUACCUCAUGGGUCCUUCAACCACCAACGCGCCCGACGGUAAAACGUGGUACCAGAACUUCCAAAAAACUUGCCCCGACACAUUCAACAAGCUUGACUCGAUCGCCAUUCACUACUACGGAACUUCGAGCGACGACUUCAAACAAUACCUUCAGGAUUGGUACAAGACCUUUGGUAAAGACAUUUGGGUUACCGAGUUCUCUUGCCAAGAUUUCUCGUCCGAGUCCAACCAGUGCGAUAAAAGCAAGACCGAUGCCUUCGCGAACGAAAUGGCCACCUACAUGAAUGGUCAAGAUUGGAUCAAAGGUUGGGCUCCAUUUGCAGUUAUUCAGAACUUGCAGGGCGUCAGCGAGACGCAGCGUCUGAGCAAUGGCAACAACCCGACUUCGCUUUUCAGAUCUUACGCCUACGCAAACUAG